UUCCAGUGACUUUUUUACGCAUUCCAUUUCAUUUUUCCCCUCAAUUUAAAUAGGGACAUCUGUGUUCCAGUGCAUUUUUGGUGCAUUCCAGUUUGUUCUGGUGCGUUCCAGUGCAGUUCUGUACAGAAAAAAUGCAGCAUGUUCUACUUUUUUCUCUGCAACUGGAACGCGCUGGAACUGCAAGCACUGAUGUGAACUAUGACAUUGACAACCAUAUAACCUACUUUCUGUACAUUUUGGAUGCAGAAAAAAAAGCAACUGAAACAGUGUGAACUGGCUCUUAAAUU
Staurois parvus is the source of this 287-nucleotide messenger RNA. Lineage: Eukaryota; Metazoa; Chordata; Amphibia; Anura; Ranidae. The record is from the annotation of a GenBank genome assembly.